Messenger RNA from Homarus americanus (American lobster), 2371 nucleotides. RefSeq names its product potassium channel subfamily T member 1-like. Gene Ontology annotation, molecular function: intracellular sodium-activated potassium channel activity. Lineage: Eukaryota; Metazoa; Arthropoda; Malacostraca; Decapoda; Nephropidae. The record is from RefSeq and is a predicted model, not a curated record.
UUUUCGCUGAACAUCUCCGACGACCCCAAGGAGGGCCACAGCAACCUCAUCGAGCGGGCCGAGAUCGCGCAGCUGGUCCGUUCCCGCAUGCAGAGUCUAGCCCUGCCACCUGAGGACUAUGACGAUGUGUCUGAGAAGCGCAACUCUUUGUCUUUUGUCAUCAUCAACCCCUCGUGCGACCUCAAGCUGGAGGAAGGCGACAUUGUAUAUCUCAUCCGGCCAAGUCCAUUCUCGGCUCAGAAGACGUUCGAGAGGCACAACUCCCGGCGGAAGUCAAACAUAUCUCUGUGUGAUACCAGACGGCGCAGUACCACCUUCACUCGCCCUCCGCCACUCACCUCAGCUCCCAAGUCUAAUUCUCUCAGCCUUCCAGACAGCCCACAGAUUUCCCCUGCUCCCGUCCUGGGUUCCCUUGUAGAGUCCCUUCACGUCCCCAUGUCCCCUCCAACAGGAUAUGUUCGUGGCCGUUCCAAUUCCCUUCGCGUGGACGAUAUCCUCAUGCGGCGAUCCAACUCAUUACGCUUUGGUUUGGAAGGAACCCGCAAGAUCAACAGCUUUGAGGAGCUGGGCAUCAGCCCUCUCACCCCCCUCACCAGGGACGAGCGCACGGGCUCCAUCAAAAUCCCUACCAAUGGCUCCAUUGGCUUAGAGGUAACGCCACCUGAAGAGUGUGGAUCUGAGGCCUCCGUCCCUUCCAUCCAGCUACAAGGUACCAUUGUCUGACCACCGCCAUCGCCUCGGCCUGCGCGCGUUUGGUUCCACAUGAGUGGGGCCCGUGGGCUGACUCGCGCUCGCUCUCCACGUCUCUGACGGCCAGCGGCCUCCUUCACUUCCCGGCCAGCCCUGGGGCCCGUGCCCUGGCCACAUUCACAGUGAGAGGAGGUCGAUAAGACUGAUGUGAUGUUGAGCAGGCUGGCAAACCAGCUGAGUCUCGGUUGGGUUUCUAGUGAUGCCAUAAGUGCUUGUUUAGAGUGCAAUUCAUCCCAGUUAUGUCCAAUACUGGACGUUCUGCGAACCUUGGGUACAAACGUAGAUGAAUUCUAAUUUUGGAAUGAAACUUUAUCGAACUUUUCACCCGUGAAAGAGUGAUUUAAGGUUAAAGUGAUAUAUUGGUUUUUUUUUACAUCUGAGAAACACAAACUGACUCAAUGGAAUCUGAGCAUUACAGUAUGAACCGAAGAGACAGUCUUCACUUGUGCUUUACCGCCACCGCGGCUUACCUUCCAUGAAGGGUUUGUUGUUUUAUAAGCGAGUGCUGCAUCGCGGAAAGAGAGCCCCUCUACCACCCAGGAGUGGGCAACACUGUGCCUAUUAAGGAAGUACAGUAUGGAAGUGUCUUGCACACAUUACAAUGCUAAAAGACCAGAGUUGGCUAUAGUGAUCUUGGAUAUAUACUGCAGGUGUUACCAGGCUCUACCAGCUUCCUGCAAGUGUCAUCUGUUCCAUUCAGGUCCAAGUAAUGAAAGGUGGUUCUAUCAUUAAGAUCCUUCAAGUUUAAACAGGUAUUUGUAACUUGUUAGUGUCAACUGAUGAAGAAGUGUCAAAUGAUAGGCAGUUCACCAAGUCACUGUAAAUAACAAUGAUGUCAGCUACUUUUCUUAAGUCCUGGCAAGUCUCUCCAAAUAUCAGCAAAUUCCUGCGAGAGAGAGAGAGAGAGAGAGAGAGAGAGAGAGAGAGAGAGAGAGAGAGAGAGAGAGAGAGAGAGAGAGAGAGAUUCGGUGGUGAUGGUAAGGGGCAGGAGAGGGUGAGGGAGGCUGUGUUGGGCUGAAGGGUCUCCAGCCAGCCACUCCCACUGCAGCAUUUUAUUAUAUAUCCUCACUAGCGGUGUUUUCAUUGUUUUGAAACAUUUGCAUUUUAAUUAUUUGUUAAUAGUUGUGAUUUUUCCAGUUUAUUACAUUAUAUAUAUAUAUAUAUAUAUAUAUAUAUAUAUAUAUAUAUAUAUAUAUAUAUAUAUAUAUAUAUAUAUAUAUAUAUAUAUAUAUAUAUAUAUAAUCAUUGUCAUUAUGCGCAUACAUAUUUGUACAGACAUAUAACAUUGUGAUAAAUCACUCAUAAUAUUACAUAAUAUACAGUACAUGUACAUGAGUCAUCAUCACAUGAUGUACGUACGCGAGUCAUCAUCACAUGAUGUACGUACGCGAGUCAUCAUCACAUGAUGUACGCGAGUCAUCAUCACAUGAUGUAGAUAAGUCAUGUACAUGGAAUGAAAAGCUAGUCAUAAUCCAGCAUAAUCUUUAUUUUAUUAUUACAUAUACAGUAUAUAGUUACUAAUUACCGCAUAGCACAUGUGUAGUAUUAAGGACAGAUGCUGGAGGUGGUGUCGGGCGCCGUCUUCAUUGUCACAACAAAUACACACCUAAAACAGUCCUCA